GGCCCUCCCCCGGCCGGCAGCCUCGCGGAUCCCGCCCCUGCCUCGCUCCCGCCCGCGGCGGCCGCCCGCCCGGCCGAUCUCCCAAGCCGCCGGCCCCCGCGCCCGCCUUCGGCCUUCACCGCCCCCCGCCGAGGACCGACUGCCCAGACCGCGGGUCCCCGGGCUCCCUGGGCGGGGCCGAUCCCAGGGAGCCCCCCGACUGCCUCCCAGAGCUGGGUGGGGAAAGGGAUCUUAGCCCGCCGCCGCCUCCGAGCGGGCCGCCAGGUCCUUGCUCCUUGGUGAAGCCUGUCUGCCCUCAUUUUGCGAGGGGGCCGCCCCAGCUCCAGAGAUCCCUUGUUUGCCAGUGACCAGCUCAGUCAAGCCUGGGAACCACACUCUGGUCUCCGGCGGCCGGCCGGAGAUGGGAGCCCGGCCCUCUCGGCGACGGCUGCCCGCGGACCCGCCCCUAGCCUUGGACGCGCUGCCCCCGGAGCUGCUGGUGCAGGUGUUGAGCCACGUGCCCCCGCGCGCGCUGGUGACGCGCUGUCGCGCAGUGUGCCGCGCCUGGCGCGACGUGGUGGACGGGCCCACCGUGUGGCUGCUGCAGCUGGCCCGCGACCGCAGCGCCGAGGGCCGCGCACUCUACGCGGUGGCCCAGCGCUGCCCGCCCAACAGCGAGGACGAGGAGUUCCCGCUCUGCGCCCUGGCGCGCUACUGCCUGCGCGCGCCCCUCGGCCGAAACCUCAUCUUCAACUCCUGCGGAGAGCAGGGCUUCAGAGGCUGGGAGGUGGAGCAUGGCGGGAAUGGCUGGGCCGUGGAAAAGAACCUAACACUGGUGCCGGGGGCUCCUUCCCAGACCUGCUUCGUGACUUCUUUCCAAUGGUGCUUCAAGAGGCAGCUUGUAGACUUGGUGAUGGAGGGGGUGUGGCAGGAGCUGCUGGACAGCGCCCAGAUCGAGAUCUGUGUGGCCGAUUGGUGGGGUGCCCGAGAGAACUGUGGCUGCAUCUACCGGCUCCGGGUCCGCCUCCUGGACAUGUACGAAAACGAAGUGGUCAAGUUCUCGGCCUCACCCAACCCGGUCCUUCAGUGGACGGAGAGAGGCUGCCGACAGGUGUCUCAUGUCUUCACCAACUUUGGCAAGGGCAUCCGCUACGUGUCUUUUGAGCAGUAUGGGAGGGACACGCGUUCCUGGGUGGGGCACUAUGGCGCCCUGGUGACCCACUCCAGUGUGAGGGUCAGGAUCCGCCUGUCCUAGCCAGCCAGGCUGAUCCAGCCUUCUAGAAUGUACUGCCAUCUGCCGAACAUCAUCAGUGAAGGGCAGUUUUGCAGCUGGGAACCCAGCCGGGAGCCAGCGGACAGUGGGGGUCCCAUGUGGCCCAUCCCUGGCGGCCCUCUGGUGAACCCCACUUGCUGCUGCUUCAACAUGGUGGCCCACGUGCUGUGCAAGAAACCAGGGAUCCAACCAGGCUGCUCGCAACUUCCCCAGCUUCCCAGGUGGGGAAGUUACUCAAAGAGUAACUCAAGAGAUGUUUACUUUGCUUGCAAAUUGUUUUCUUACACGUGUGGAUGUCAGUUGGUGGACUGAGUCAAAAAACAAAGGCCAAACCAGGAUUUGUAACAGUAGGGGAAAGCCGCUGACAACCCGGGACAGUGACUCCCGUCCACAUGUUUGUGGGGUAAGCCAAUUGCUGGCAGGGAGCAGAGGUUAGGUGGGGCAGUCUCUCCUUGAGGUCACCAACAAGGGCAUCAAAGGGAACCCUUUCUGUGGUCUUGGGGGCCUCUGGGAUUCAGCUGUGGGGCCUGUGUGACCUCCUCCUGCACCACCCAUCAGCACCUGCCCCUUUGGGCCUGGCUGGUGCCAUUUCUUUCCGAAUUCCAAGUUCCUGGUGAUCCUCAAACCAUGUCCCUGCCCCCCCUCCUGCCCCUACCUCAGGGGCAGCUCCCCUUCCGCUGGGCAACAGACUCCUUUCCUCCACUCUCUUGCAUUCAGGCUCCAAGAGCAAGGCGCACCACGAGGGAAAGCGCUUUUGUCUGCCUCCCUAGCGUCUCCCGCCAUUUCCCUGGCUGGGCACAAUAAACUAGCUCAAUAAAAUCGGUGCUAAAUGUGAAA
Ailuropoda melanoleuca (giant panda) is the source of this 2089-nucleotide messenger RNA. Its product is annotated as F-box only protein 17. The record is from RefSeq and is a predicted model, not a curated record. Gene Ontology annotation, biological process: ERAD pathway; SCF-dependent proteasomal ubiquitin-dependent protein catabolic process; glycoprotein catabolic process. Gene Ontology annotation, cellular component: cytoplasm; SCF ubiquitin ligase complex. The transcript is spliced from 7 exons. Gene Ontology annotation, molecular function: ubiquitin protein ligase activity; protein binding. Bases 401 to 1234 code for a protein of 277 amino acids. Lineage: Eukaryota; Metazoa; Chordata; Mammalia; Carnivora; Ursidae.